Molecule: messenger RNA, 1227 nt
Organism: Pimephales promelas (fathead minnow)
Lineage: Eukaryota; Metazoa; Chordata; Actinopteri; Cypriniformes; Leuciscidae
Gene: gadd45bb
Product: growth arrest and DNA damage inducible beta b
Biological process (GO): regulation of cell cycle
Cellular component (GO): cytoplasm; nucleus
Source: RefSeq, a predicted model, not a curated record
CAUCUCGAGCCAAACACGACCCGAGACAGUAUCGGAGCAGAGCGAGAGAGAAACCAUUCGAAAUCUCUGUGGAUUACUAUCGCCUUCAAAUAUCGCCAUAUCCUUUGGAAUUAUAAUAUUUGGAGGAAUUUCGAUUUCUGGAUUAUAAUAUAAUUUAAGGACAAACAUGACUCUGGAGGAAGUUGUUGGAUGCAGCAGCACAGACAGAAAAAUGGAAACAGUACGUGAAGCUCUCGAGGAGCUGCUAGUGGCUGCGCAACGACAAAACUGUCUGACAGUUGGAGUCUACGAGUCUGCACAACUAAUGAAUGUUGACCCAGACUGCGUGGUCCUGUGCGUUUUGGCGACCGAUGAAGAGGACGAAAGUGACGUUGCGCUUCAGAUCCACUUCACGCUCAUCCAAGCUUUCUGCUGUGACAUCGAUAUCAACAUUGUGCGUGUGUCCGGCAUGAGGCGUUUAGCACAGGUUCUCGAGGAGCCUCUCUCCACUGACAGCAACGCCAAUGAGCCAAGAGACCUUCACUGCAUCCUUGUAACUAACCCACAAGCUGAGCAUCUGAAGCUGAACGAGGUGGGGAGUUACUGCAAGGAAAGCCGUUGCAGGAACCAGUGGGUGCCCUCCAUUGCCCUGCAAGAGCGUUGAGCUAUUCUCCACUGAAAUGUGCAGAAGAGAAAAGGAAUAUUGAUGUCGUCCUUCUACUGUCAUGAGGACACACUCAUCAAUUAAAGGGGACUGUCUAAUAGUCCAUUCCAGAGCUUUCACUUCCAUGUUUGUGGAAUUCGAAGUGUCGGAGGAUACUAGAGACAUUCGUCCACGUUCCUCAUAAUGCAUGGUCGGUGUUAUCGCCCUUUGGAAGGACCAAAGGAACACCAGGGGUGGUUGUGGACUGUGUCGGACCUCUAAAGGGAUGCAGCAAGGAUGCUACAGGAUAAUUCCAGAUGGCGGCGUAUGGUCGCACUUUGCACUCCACGUGGGGAAUGAAUGAAUAACACGUGACUCAGACCUGACAAUUAUUGUGCAGGUCUACAGAGGAAAAGAACUUCCGCUUUCAAUAGGAGACUGCUAUUAAAGACUGAAUUUGUCUUAUUGUGCUAUUUAAGAAAUAAUGUUUUAUUUAUGCACAACACUGAUGUCAUUCAAAACAGUUAAUAUAUUUGGUUAUUUAUACAUUUACAAAUGUGUACUUUUCUUAUUAAAUAAAUUUCAUGCCUAAUGGUUAAAAAAAA